This is a messenger RNA of Lepisosteus oculatus (spotted gar), 5065 nucleotides long. It is a transcript of the gene six4a, whose product is annotated as SIX homeobox 4a. Gene Ontology annotation, molecular function: RNA polymerase II cis-regulatory region sequence-specific DNA binding; DNA-binding transcription factor activity, RNA polymerase II-specific. Gene Ontology annotation, cellular component: nucleus; transcription regulator complex. Lineage: Eukaryota; Metazoa; Chordata; Actinopteri; Semionotiformes; Lepisosteidae. The record is from RefSeq and is a predicted model, not a curated record. Gene Ontology annotation, biological process: regulation of transcription by RNA polymerase II.
AACCAUGUAAGAAACAGAAUUUUCAGAUAUCGCUUUAUUUCAGAUGAUCACGUACAAAAACCAUUUCUUCGUGUCAUAAAUGUGCUUGUAUUUGCCCCCCGCCUCGGAUUUCGUUUUCCGCUCUUUUCCUGCCCCGUUUCCAUUCAUUUCACGACGGCUCCGCGCUGCGCUUUUGCUCUCCUCAUCCGCGAUUCUCUGUGGCCGUGGUGCAGUUCGCCGGAGUCCAAGCAGCCCCGGAGGAAAGCGCAUCUCCUGCGCUGUGCAAGCGCCGCGGCCCGCGCCUGUGCUGACAAUGGGGGGCGUGUCCCCGCAUCCCGAGCGCGUUCACCUUGCCCAGGUAAGCAGGCCGCGCCGGCGGCUUUGAGUGGCGGCCCCCGCACAAACACGCGUCUCUGUUUUCCCGUCGCUCCUCCCCCGCGGAGCGCUGUCGGGCGAAUGAGGUUGCUCUCCGGUGCAGGACCCCCUUCCUGCUCCAGUUUGCGGAGUAGAAGUCACGUUGGAGUGAGAGGAGAGGAGUGACUGGGGAGGGAGGGAGAGAGGGAGAGCGAGCGAGCGAGCGAGAGCCUUAUCCGUUUACAGGCGCUGCCAGAUAUCUGAUCGGGCUCGCAUGGCGCAGGGAAACCCGAUCGGCUGAAGCCCUGCCGAAACCAGGAGGAGUGACUUACCAGGAAGCAUAAAAAAAAAAAUGUCUUCUUCCUCGAGCGAUGUCAGAAGUGCCCACGAGAUCAAGAAGGAAGAUGUGAAGGCGGACAAGCGGGAGACCUCCAAGCAGCUGGCGCUGGACGCUGCGGGCUUGUCCAUGGAGCAGGCAACUUCAGCCGCAGAGCAGAUCCACGGCGAACUUCUGGCGAGCGCCGCCGCCUCCUCCCUGGCGUUUUCUCCGGAGCAAGUGGCGUGCGUCUGCGAGGCUCUGCAGCAGGGGGGCAACGUGGACCGCCUCGCCAGGUUUCUCUGGUCCCUACCUCAGAGCGACCUGCUACGUGGCAACGAGAGCAUCCUGAAAGCCCAAGCCCUGGUCGCCUUCCACCAGGCGCGGUACCAGGAGCUGUACAGCAUUCUGGAGAACCACAGCUUCAGCCCCCCCAACCACCCCUCCCUGCAGGACCUGUGGUACAGGGCUCGGUACACCGAGGCGGAGAAGGCUCGGGGCAGACCCCUGGGGGCUGUAGACAAGUACAGGCUGCGGAGGAAAUACCCCCUGCCCAGGACGAUCUGGGACGGCGAGGAGACGGUCUACUGCUUCAAGGAGAGGUCGAGAAACGCGCUGAAGGACCUUUACAAACAGAACCGGUACCCGUCCCCGGCCGAGAAGCGGAACCUGGCCAAAAUCACCGGGCUUUCCUUGACUCAAGUUAGCAACUGGUUUAAAAACAGGAGGCAGCGGGACAGGAACCCGUCCGAGGCGCAGUCAAAAAGCGAGUCUGAUGGUAACCACAGCACAGAGGAUGAAUCCAGUAAGGGGCAGGAUGACCUCUCUCCACGCCCCUUGUCCAACUCUUCUGACGGGAUGGCCAAUCACAGCACCCAUCCUCUGCCGGGAUCUACAGACAGCAUCAUCAUUCAGCAGAUUGGGGAAGCCAAGAUGUCUUCCAGUUCGGCCAGCAGCGCCGUCUUCAAUGGGAAUCUUGUCUCUACAAACGCCCCCUCAGUGUUCCUGAAUGGCAGCUCCUACCUUCAGGCUCCAAGUAACAUCCUCUUCAAUGGGCUAAACCUGGGUGGGUCCCAGCCCAUAACCCUCAAUGCACUUAGGCCUACCAACAGCCUUGUCAGCUCUGACAGCGCUAAUGGAGAGACUGUGCUGCACUCGUCUGAUGAGAAGGACUACAAGGUUCUCAAUGGGCCUGUGACGAACUCCGCCGUGCCUUACAACAUGAGCACACUGGGCUCCUCCUUCCCUGCCACCAUUCACGCUAGUGAGGUCAAAAUGGAGGGCUUGCAGACUCUGGCCUCUCAGGAUGGGAGCUCUCUGGUCACAUUCAGCACCUCCAACGGCCCACUGCACCUCAGCCAGUAUAGCCUUGUCCAUAUCCCCACCGCUGACACCAAUGGGCCCCUAGUCAAUGGAAAUAUCGGGCUGCCACAACUACAAAUGCCUCCUGUCUCCACAGCUCCCUCCCAUGGUAACGUUCUAUUGCACAAUGCCACUGGUGCUCCUGGAGACUCGUUCUCCAGCAGCUCAGCCUCCGUCCCUCAGCACGACAAACUGGUCCUGGCGCCCCUGCACCCCAGCACUGUCCUCUACACUCUGCCCUGUGCGCCGCCGGCCCCCGCCCCCACCGCAAUCAAACAGGAGCCGGCAGAGGGGGGGUUCUCCUUUCCUCCCGGAAUGCACCUGGAUCAAAGCGGGCAGCUGAGCCUCGGCUCGACACACCUCUCCGCCUCCGCGUCCUCGCCUCUGAGCGCCGAGGCGGCGCUGAACAACGCUUACGCCCCCUCGGUCCUCGGGCCCUCGGACCCUCUGAACUCUGGGAACGCAGCCGGCCUGUCGCCGCCUCCUUCCUCUCAGGCCUCUCCCGUGACCAUCAUCAGCUCCUCGAGCGCAGAGCCGGUGGGCAGUGCCAGCUAUACCACGCUGACUGUGGCAGCCAGCCCCGGGGCGCAGGCCGCGCACCACCAGGGCAUGGGGGCGGGGCAGGGGGGCGGGGCCAUUUCUGCAGAUUACAACGGCCAUCGAGUCCCCACGCUCGCGCACGCAUCCGGCCUGAAGGGCAACUUCCUCUCCAUAGCGGACAGCAAGCCCAGAGCGGAGAACCUGCUCCUGCGCACCAAGCCGGGCAUCAGCGACAUGGUGAGGGUCAUCUGCGGAGAGAUGGAGACGGAGGAGAAAGAGCUGGCCAAGCUACAAAAUGUGCAGAUGGAGGAGGACAUGAAUGACCUAUAACCUCUGUCAAAGGAUCUGCCUGUGGGAUGUCAUUUGUGUGGCAGCCUUUUGUUUUUUUCCUUAUAGUGUUAAAUUAUUUGCUUGUGCAUCUCACUGUGUUCACAACCCCAGCCCAAAUUAAUAAUGCAUUGACAACAAUUAGCUUGAUUGACCCAAGGAGUAAGUACACUUGAAUCUGAGGAGAAUGUGGCCAGCAGUCUUUCUUCUUAUGAAAGAAAUUAACUACCAUUGGUUUGAUUCUUUGAGAAGUUUCCACACAGGUGUUUAUAUGUGCAUAUACAUCGAAUCCAAGUUUCCCAGUCGAUUUUCACAGUCAGAUUUGUUUGUUCUUUGCCAACUUUCUCCAGGUUUUUAGUAAUGAAAAUGAAUUUGAUUUGUAGUAUUUCAAUUCAAUACUAAAUCAUGUUCCAAAGCAGAACGGGGACAUUUAUGUAUCAAAUGUCUUUUUAUUAGUGUCACAAUAGAUGAAUAUGAAUGUCAAGUUGUGAUGGUGGCCUGUUCCCACAUGGAAGCCAAGAUGCACUUCAGCCAAAGGUUAUAGUUUCUUAAUCUUGGUGAUGCCUUGCUGCGUAUGAUGAAACUUGCAGAAGAUAUCUUAUAAAAAAAUAUAUUUCUGCACUAUAUCAAAGUGAAUAGGAUUUCUUGAAAGAAAAUGUAUGCAGUGAAAACAAUUAUGCAAUACAGUUAUUUCUUUAGCAGAACAAAGAAAAAGAAUGUUGAGUUUUGCCCAUGUUUUAACAAACCCCACCACCCAGCUGCCAUUGUAUUUGUUGCAUAAUAUUUGUUAUUUAUAAGACUUAUGCUGUUACCUAGAUGGAUUUUUUUUAGUAUUAAAGUGCCUUUCUACCUUAAAACAUGAGAUCAGUCCUUGUCUGUUCCUCUUCUUGCACUAGAAUUGCUGCAUUAGUGCAGCAGAAUGUAACAAAGGCAGACCUCACAGUACAAACUUCUGAACGUGAAAGAAGAAUAAUUGGUCUUCCUAACACUGCUCCUGUUGACACAACUUGUUUUGCUCCACCUUAAAGACAGACACUACAGAACAGCCGGCUCAAAUCUUGUCUCUAACAGAAUUUAGCGGCUUGUUAAGGAAGCAAAGACAUGUUUCAUGAAAUCUACCAAAUGCAAUAUCUCAAACCUGUCUGCUACUGUCCUAGUUGUUGUUAAAAAAUGUUUCUGUGGGUUGUUUUUAUUUCUGUAAAAAGUACAAUGCAAGCACAUGUAAAUAAGUGACAUUUGUAAAUGCAAGGCGAAGAUAUGAAUGUUAACAGCGGUGUUUUGUGGGAGAUACUCUACAUUUGGCGCCCACUGCUAAGUCUCGCAGUACUCUGUGUAUGAAAAUGAAUGUUUUGUUUUUGUGUUUUUUAAAGGGGAGAAAUUUCUUUUGUUGAUUUUUUGCAUGGUGAGCUUGCUCUGCUACUGCGGUACUUCCCAAAUAUAUUGUAUGUGCCUUAUAUUUUUUUCUUUUUUUAAAGAGAUAGGACAAUCUUGGGUUGGGGUAAAACUUUCUCCACUUUUUGGUGAUGGUACACUAAGCAUGUGACAUUUGUGUGUUUGAUUGUUUCAUACAAAACACGAGCUGUAUAGUACUGUAAUAGGAUUUUUAAGCUUGAAUGGUCUUUUGUUUGUAUUCUGAAAUGAUUGGAACUUAUUUUUCUAAACAUUAUAUCCCAUUAAAACUUUAUAUUUAUAUAUACAGUACACUGCAGUGGCCUUAGCCUUCUUUAUUGUACGACCCUUGAAUCUUCACCGGUCACCUCUGUGUCUUUUAAAUAUAUAAACAUAAAAGGAACAAUAUAUUUCUAGUCCAGUAUUCAAUCAAAUUCAUCUUUCUCAAAUACAUGCAUGACUUCUUACCAAAGACAGUGCAAAGGUAAAUGCUGCUUUAAAUGACCACAUUGUAAAACAGAGUUUUAAAGUUACAUUAAAAAAAAAAUCAGAGGCAAUAUGCGCAUCCAAAGGGAAAAAAAAAUCAAAAUUACAAUAUGAUACGCUGUGUUAGUGCAGCACAAUGCAACAAGACAGAUUUCAUACUUGCGACCUCAACUCUGUAAUGGUUAUUUCUGUUGGAACAACAGGUAUAAUUCAACAGGAAAGUGAUCCAGUCAGCUCCUGUGCAUACUAAUUAACAGGCAUAAAAAUGAACAUUUUGACAUCCUGUCUCUACAUACACAAUGCAUUUACAGU